Chaetura pelagica (chimney swift) is the source of this 1763-nucleotide messenger RNA. RefSeq names its product WSC domain containing 1 (gene WSCD1). The transcript has 8 exons. Lineage: Eukaryota; Metazoa; Chordata; Aves; Apodiformes; Apodidae. The record is from RefSeq and is a predicted model, not a curated record. Gene Ontology annotation, molecular function: sulfotransferase activity. The coding region runs from base 1 to 1728 and encodes 575 amino acids.
AUGGCCAAAGCUUUCUUCAGGCUACAGAAGUUUCUCCGUCGGACCCAAUUUCUACUCUUCUUCCUCACAGCAGCUUACCUGAUGGCUGGCAGCCUCCUGCUGCUGCAGCGGACCCGGCUGGUUAUCCAGCAAGGUUCACGUGGGACCUCUGCCAGCCAGGCCCUGCCAGUGCCAGAUGGGAUGGCUGGGGUUGGGAUCAUAGAUCCCAGGACGCCGCAAAACCCCCGCCCUGGCCCCCGGCUGCUGGUGGGCAUGGACACAAUGCAGGAGCCAGGCCUGGAGCAGUGGCACAGCCCUCAGUGGCUUGUGUCCCGCAACUCAGAGCUCCGGCAGUUGAGAAGAAGGUGGUUUCACGGGUUCAUCAGCGAGCAGGAGUCCAUGCAGACAGCAGGAUUUAAAGCAAUGAGGCACACUGCAGAACACAAAGGCACCUACAUGGGAUGCUUCAGUGACGAUUCGAGGGAGAGGACACUGAAGGGAGCUGUGUUUUAUGACUUAAGAAAAAUGACAGUAUCUCACUGUCAGGAAGCUUGUGCUGAGAGGGCUUACACCUACGCGGGCCUGGCGUACGGAGCAGAGUGCUACUGCGGGAACAGGCUGCCAGCCGCCGCCGCCAAGCCCGAGGAGUGCAACAGCGAGUGCAAGGGGGAGAAGGGCUCGGUGUGCGGAGGGGUGAACCGGCUCUCUGUCUACAGAGCAGAGGAGCCACGGGCUGGAGCCAGAGCACGGAGGAAUGUUAUCUACCGAGGAUGUUUUAGAGCUCCAGAAAAUAUAACAGACAUCUUUCCAGCUUCUUUGAUACAGCCCAAUUUGACGGUGGAGAUGUGUUCUGAAUUUUGCUCCAAGAAAGAGUUCCCCCUGGCAGUCAUCCACGGGCGGCAGUGCCACUGUGGAUACCCCACUGGGCGCUUCACACUGCACGACGGCACCAACCGGCUGCUCUGCAGCCAGAACACCAGCAGCGAGGCCGAGGGGAAGUACUGCCUGGUCUAUCAGACACCGGUGCAAGACACCCGCUGCACAGACAGGAAAUUCUUAACCACAAAAUCCAAAGUGUUUGUUGCUUUGUCAAGCUUUCCUGGGGCUGGGAAUACAUGGGCUCGCCAUUUGAUAGAGCAUGCCACAGGAUACUACACGGGAAGCUAUUACUUUGAUGGAGCCCUCUACAACAAAGGCUUUAAAGGAGAAAAAGACCACUGGAGAAGUAGAAGGACCAUCUGUGUGAAAACACAUGAAAGUGGCAAGACAGAGAUUGAGAUGUUCGACUCGGCGAUCCUGCUGAUAAGGAACCCGUACAAGUCGCUGGUGGCGGAGUUCAACAGGAGAUACGCGGGACACCUGGGCCACGCCACCGCGCGCACCUGGCGGAGCAAAGAGUGGCCCGAUUUCGUGAACAGCUACGCCUCGUGGUGGGCCUCCCAUGUCCUGGACUGGCUCAAGUACGGGAAGCGCCUGCUCAUCAUCCACUACGAGGACCUGAAGGAGAGCCUGAUCCCCAAGCUGAAGGAAAUGGUGGAGUUCCUGAAUAUGACAGUGUCCGAAGACCGACUGCUCUGUGUCGAGAACAACAGGGAUGGGAAUUUCAAGCGGUCUGGUGCUAAGCAAAAGGAUUUUGAACCAUUCACCCAGGAGAUGAAAGACCUUAUCAACAGAUACAUCCUGACAGUGGAUGAAGCCCUAAGGGGAAGAAACUUCACAGGACUUCCCAGAGAGUAUGUGCCAAGAUGAUAGCCUGGUAGCACUCAGCUGUGUUUAAAAAUAAA